Molecule: messenger RNA, 2805 nt
Organism: Ostreococcus tauri
Lineage: Eukaryota; Viridiplantae; Chlorophyta; Mamiellophyceae; Mamiellales; Bathycoccaceae
Product: DEAD/DEAH-box helicase, putative
Exons: 1
Coding region: 1-2805 (934 amino acids)
Molecular function (GO): nucleic acid binding; ATP binding
Source: RefSeq, a predicted model, not a curated record
AUGUCAGCCUACGCGACUUCGCCGAAGGUAGUGACCAUUUUAGAUGACGACGACGAUAUAGAAGACGAGGCGUUCUUCGAUAUCGCCUUGGCAAAGGUUCGAGAGCUCGAAAACGCUCGCGAGGAAGAGGUGAAGAGGAAACGCGAGGACAACGGUGACUGCGGUGAUUUACACGCUCGUCGAGCGACACAGACGACGGCGACGACGACGGCGAUGCGAACGACGAUUACGACGGUACCGACACCGACGUCGAAGAUUCUUUCGAGUGGAGGGUCGAGCGCGCGAGGAACGGAGAGGUCAAACGUGCAAGAUUUCAUUGAGUAUUUACAAACGAGACCGCAGUGCGUUGCGACGACGUGGACGCAGCGGCGCGGAGAGGACUGCAAGACGCCAUCAGGAUUCGCCAUGGACCCCACCCUGGGCGCCGUGUUGGCUCGAUGCGGAGUGACAAAGCUCUAUUCGCACCAGAGCGCGGCGAUCAAAGCUGCACGCGCGGGACGUUCGGUCGUCGUAUCGACACCGACGGCGAGCGGAAAGUCAAUGUGCUACGUAAUUCCAAUCUUUGAGGCACUGAUGGACGAAAAGUCGAAGCAGUCAAAGGCGCUGUUGAUGUUUCCUUUAAAAGCGCUCGCGAACGACCAGAUGAAGAAGAUGCGGCACAUCGUCGAACAGGCACAAAAGCUUAAGACUGAAAUCGACGAGAUGAAGAUAUCUGCGGAGCAUUAUGCUGGGAUCGACGUCAACCGAUUACAGCGUCUGGCGAGCGUGAAGCUCGCGGUGUGCGAUGGCGACACGGACGUCGAGGUCAAGGCGGAGAUAAAAAAACACGGAACGCAAAUCAUUUUGACGAAUCCAGACUCUCUCCACCACGCGAUGCUACCGGCUCACAGGUCGUGGGGUAAAAAGUUUUGGGGAUGUUUGAAAUACAUCGUCCUCGACGAGGCGCACACGCAUACGGGCGUGAGCGGAAGUCACGUCGCGAACGUUCUGCGACGAUUGCUCCGCGUGUGCGCUUCAUGGAACACCGCAGUACGCCCGGAAUUCAUUUGUACAUCUGCGACCAUCUCCAACCCUGUGGCGCACGUCAGACGUCUCACAACGCGCACGCCCGUGUGCGUAGACAAUUCUGGUGCGCCAAGCGGCGAGAAAGCGUUUUUGCUUUGGCAGCCGCCCAAAGUGGACGCUGUCGGUGGUCCGGAGCGCCGAAGUCCGUACGCGGAGGCGGCCGACAUCGUCGCGAAUCUUGUUCAGCGUAACAUUCGUUGUUUGGUGUUUGUGAGUUCGCGAACGUCUGCGGAGACCUUAGCGCGCGACGCGAAGAGAGUACUUGGCAAAUUGUCUGGAGGUAUGGGUAUGGAACUGGCGAAGAGAGUAGAUUGCUAUCGAGCCGGUUAUCAGCAAGCCGAGCGUCGUGAGUUGGAGAGUCGAUUGCAACGAGGUGCCAUCAACGCGUUGGUAUGCACGAGCGCCUUGGAAAUGGGAAUCGACGUCGGUUCCCUCGACGCCACCGUGCACGUCGGGGUUCCAGAAACGGCGUCGGCUAUGUGGCAGCAAGCGGGUCGCGCGGGUCGUCGUCAAGGUGCAUCCGUCGCGGUGGUCAUUGCAAACGAAAAGCCGCUGGACCAUUACUACUGUACUCGUCCGAACGAAUUAUUCGCGAGGCAAUCGGAAGAAGCUCUCGUAGAUCCGUACAACUCGGCGAUUCUCGAACUUCAUCUUCCAUGCGCCGCGAAGGAGGUUGCGCUUGAUUUACGUGGCAACGACGCCGUGCUUUUCACCGCGAGUCAAGAUGACUCUCCGAUGCGGUCGGAUGGAGCGCGCCUUUCGGCAAAUUUUAAGGCGCCGCUGCAUAUCGCCAUCAAACGAGCGCUUGGGACGGCGAGUUCGACGCGCACGUGCCUCUUCAACAAGGCCACGAAGACCAUUGAAUGUCUCCCGACCACGUAUCCGCACAGAUCCGUCAUGCUACGUGGUGUACAGGGCGGCGAACCGUGGAAAUUGAUCGAUACAGCGGGAAAGCUGAUUGAGGAAGUUGCGGGAUAUCGCGCGAUGGCGCGUCUGUACGCCGGAUGCGUAUUCAUAGCGAGACGUGGGCAGUUUUUGAUUCACCGCUUGGAGCACGAAAAACGUGUUGCGCACGCAUCGUCGUAUGAAAAACUUGAGACGACGGCAACUAGAGAGCGUACAGACGUGACGGCGAUGGAACCAGACCCAGAUCAGGGCGUUCCAGAUAUUCUGAAGAAGCGCGUCACCGACGUACGAGUAUGCCUUGGCGACGUGCACGUGUCCGAAACAGUGCUCGGUUUUGUGGUAAACGAUCACAGAACGGCCAAGACGAUUCGCGAAGAGCUCUGGAGAACGCCCGUAGUGGCGGCGGAGUACAGAACGCGCGCCGUCUGGUUUGAUUUACCCGAGGAAUGCGUUCGUCGAGUCGCCGUGGAAUCUCUAAGAGAAGCGACCAUCGGCGUAGCGAAUAUGUGUGGCGGCCUCGUGUCAAGCAUCGCCAUGUGCGACUCAAAUGAUGUCGCGGCGUCUACGUACCUGCCAAAUGCACUGUCAGGAAACGCCAGUGCGCGCGUGUUCCUGUACGACACAACACCUGGAGGCAUCGGACUCGCAGAAACUAUCUUCGACAACAUCGAAGAGUUGUGGCGGAGAGCACUGAAAGCUAUAGAAACGUGUCAAUGCGCGCAAGGGUGUCCUUCUUGUAUCCAAGCAGGCCGCCGCGGUCGCGAGGCAGGGUUCAAAAAAAGCGACGCGAAGACGGUUCUCGAUGGCUUGCUCGGCACGUGGCUGCAUUACUGA